Hypomesus transpacificus is the source of this 3752-nucleotide messenger RNA. Its product is annotated as vesicle-fusing ATPase-like. Bases 103 to 2349 code for a protein of 748 amino acids. Gene Ontology annotation, molecular function: ATP binding; ATP hydrolysis activity. The transcript has 21 exons. The record is from RefSeq and is a predicted model, not a curated record. Gene Ontology annotation, biological process: intra-Golgi vesicle-mediated transport; Golgi to plasma membrane protein transport; SNARE complex disassembly. Gene Ontology annotation, cellular component: Golgi stack. Lineage: Eukaryota; Metazoa; Chordata; Actinopteri; Osmeriformes; Osmeridae.
AAACAGAUCCCGCCCUCGAACCACCAGUGAGUCCUGUUGCUGUCAAGAGUUCCACCAAAGCGUUAAUGCUGAAUUGCAUUUGAAGAACAAGAAUAAAACACCAUGCAGACCAGUCAGACCAUGCAAGCGGCGCGAUGCCCAACCGACGAGCUGUCGCUCACCAACUGUGCCGUUGUGAGCGAGAAGGGACCACCGUUUGAACCACAUGUGACCGUGAGAACCAUGCCUACCCACAAGUAUGUGUUCACAGUGAAGACCCACCAGAGUGUGGAACCUGGGACCAUAGCCUUCAGCCUCCCCCAGAGGAAAUGGGCCGGGCUCUCCCUUGGUCAGAAUGUAGAAGUCACCAACUACAAAUUUGACAAGUCCAAGCAGUGCGUAGGGACUAUGACGGUGGAGAUCGACUUCCUGCAGAAGAAGAACGUGGACAGCAACCCCUACGACUCAGACAAGAUGGCUGCCGAGUUCAUUCAGCAUUUCAAUAGCCAGGCGUUCACUACUGGCCAGCAGCUGGUGUUUAGUUUCUGUGACAAGCUGUUUGGUUUAGUUAUUAAAGACAUCGAGGCCAUGGACACCAGCAUCCUCAAAGGAGAGCAGUCCUCUAGCAAGAAGCAGAAGAUUGAGAUUGGUCUGUUGCUGGGCAACAGUCAGGUGAUGUUUGAGAAAUCCGAGAGCUCAUCUCUUACCCUGGUUGGGAAGGCCAAGACGAGAGAGUCUCGCCAGUCCAUCAUCAACCCAGACUGGAACUUUGAGAGGAUGGGCAUAGGUGGUCUGGACAAGGAGUUCUCCGACAUCUUCCGUCGCGCCUUCGCCUCCCGAGUCUUCCCUCCUGAUAUAGUGGAGCAGAUGGGGUGUAAGCAUGUGAAGGGCAUCCUGCUCUUCGGACCCCCUGGAUGUGGGAAGACCCUGAUGGCUCGGCAGAUUGGGAAGAUGCUCAACGCCCGAGAGCCCAAGAUCGUCAACGGCCCCGAGAUCCUCAACAAGUACGUGGGCGAGUCGGAGGCCAACAUCAGGAAGCUGUUCGCUGACGCAGAGGAGGAGCAGAAGAGGCUGGGGGCCAACAGUGGGCUGCACAUCAUCAUCUUCGAUGAGAUCGACGCCAUCUGUAAGCAGCGUGGCAGCAUGGCGGGCAGCACCGGCGUGCACGACACUGUGGUCAACCAGCUGCUGUCCAAGAUAGACGGGGUGGAGCAGCUCAACAACAUCCUGGUCAUAGGAAUGACCAACAGGCCCGACCUGAUCGACGAGGCCUUGUUGAGACCUGGCAGAUUAGAAGUCAAGAUGGAGAUUGGGCUGCCCGAUGAGAAGGGCCGUGUCCAGAUCCUCAACAUCCACACGGCCAAGAUGCGCCAGUUCAACCUGCUGGGCAGCGACGUGGACGUGAAGGAGCUCGCCGUCGAGACCAAGAACUUCAGCGGCGCCGAGCUGGAGGGGCUGGUCAGGGCCGCCCAGUCCUCCGCCAUGAACAGACACAUCAAGGCCAGUGCCACGGUUGAGGUGGACUUGGAGAAGGCUGAGAAGCUUCAGGUUCACAGACAUGACUUCCUGGCCUCCCUCAUCACUGACAUCAAACCUGCGUUUGGCACCAACUCGGAGGACUACAUCAGCUACAUCAUGAAUGGCAUCAUUAAGUGGGGUGAGCCCGUGUCCCAGGUGAUGGAGGACGGAGAGCUGCUGGUGCAGCAGACCAAGAACAGCGACCGCACGCCCCUGGUGUCAGUGCUGCUGGAGGGUCCUCCUAACAGCGGGAAGACAGCCCUGGCUGCCAAGAUCUCGGAGGACUCCCAGUUCCCCUUCAUCAAGAUCUGCUCUCCAGACAAGAUGAUCGGACACUCCGAGAUAGCCAAGUGCCAGGCCAUUAAGAAGAUAUUCGAUGAUGCCUACAAGUCCCAGCUGAGCUGUGUGGUGGUGGACGAUAUUGAGCGCUUGUUAGACUACGUCCCCAUUGGCCCACGCUUCUCCAACCUGGUCCUGCAAGCCCUGCUGGUGCUCCUCAAGAAGACCCCUCCCAAGGGUCGGAAGCUGUUGAUCAUCGGCACCACCAGCAGGAAGGAUGUCCUUCAGGAGAUGGAGAUGCUGGACGCCUUCAGCACCACCAUCCACAUCCCCAACAUCUCUAGAGGAGAGCAGCUGGUGGAAGCCCUGGAGUUGCUGGGCAGUUUCCAGGAGAAUGAGCGGGCAGCCAUUGCCAAGGAAGUGAAAGGCAAGAAGCUGUGGAUCGGGAUCAAGAAGCUGCUGAUGCUCAUAGAGAUGGCUGUACAGAUGAACCCCCAGUACAGGGUUACCAAGUUCCUGUCUCUACUGAAAGACGAGGGAGCGUUGGGCUCUGACAAGCUCCUCAGCUUCUAAGAGCGUCCCGUGUGCUGCGCGGCCCUGCAGACGCAGCCUGGCCUGGUAAGAGCCAGCUGGGAUCUCUCCAGCUCUCAGGAAGCACGGCGCGCACUGGAGCUGUAGACGCCCGGCUUGCAGACAGAUGGCUUCCCUCGUUCCAGACCAUCCAGGCUCAGACUCGGUUCCUGUCUGCGCUCACCUCUUCUUGUCUGUCUUUUCCCUCAGUGGCUGGGGAGCGGAUGCCCUGUAGCAGAGAGAGAGAGAGCGAAAGAAAGAAGGAUAUUCCAUCUCUCGCUCUCUUCUUCUAUCCAUCCCCAAAGCGCUCCACGUUUCCUCUGGAGCGAGCGUUUCCGUAGCCGCUCCCUGGCCAGCCUCCUCUUCCUCCUCCUCCUCCUCCCCCUCCUCCUCCUCCUCAACACUAUGUGGAUGUGUGUGUAAAUGAUGUGAGAAGAACUAAGCACUGUAUGUGGCCUCCUUGUAUGAUUGUAAUGUCUUGUAAUGGAUCUGGGCGACUGCUAGCGCUCAGUAAGUUGUAUUGAGGAUGUAUAGCAGCGUCAAGCCAAGUUCAUUCACACUUUCCCAGGUGGAUUCGAAAACGAUGGAAAUCUGUGCACGCGUGUAUAUGAUGACCCGUUUGUGUGUGUUUAUAUAUUGUUCACAGAUUUAUGAUCAUUCCAGGAGCCUUCCACCUCAACCUCUCAUUACAUGACUUAGUUCUUAUCUUUUGUGUUUUAUGAUGAUAAAUUAAUCAUGUUGCUAAUUAGGAUGGAUCUCGAUUCUUAAUAGUAAUCAGUUGAUUGACCAAUUCUAUUUUAGAAAGGGGGGGGGGGUGAUGUUACUGUUGACUAUUUUUGUACUGUAUGGUUUCCUUUGAAGGAUAUCUGGAUGUUUCUGUUGUGCCUUUUCCCACCUGAUCUGUCCGAGGGCUGCAGGACAGUGUCUCACUGGGCACUGGGGCCAUUUCCAUGGCUCCUACCUUUACUCCUAGAGUUACCCCUGGGAAGAAGUGUCUCUGAGAUUUGGGGCAGGGAGGUGGAGGCAGGUGCUGAGGCGAGCACGUGGUUACUGGAGAGAUGGUCUGGUUUGGGGAUGAGUCAAGAUGAGGAUGUGAACCCCUUCCAGUAGAACAGGCACAUCAUCCAGGCCAGCGGGUGUCUAUGUCCUUGUAGCCCAGCAUCCCCAUCUUCCUCUGUGCCUGCAUGCUGAGCACUGCCAUUCCUAUACAGUAUGUGAUAUGUGCAAACCAUCGCUCGCGUCAAUGUACGGAACUGAGGCUGUACGUUAUACCAGCUACCUUAUUUAAACAUGCCUUGCAGUGACUGUUUGUAUCUCCAGAUCCUUUUGUUCAUAAGGUCCUGGAUACUGUAGGGAACAUUUCGUGUUGAAUUGUGUCAUUGCAAUACAAAUGGAAAUGUUGUAAA